AUGGCUGCCUGCAGCCUGGCACUAGGACUGUGUCUCCUGCUGCUUCUCCAGGAUAUCCACACAGCCCCGCAGAUAUCAUUUACCCCACCUCAUUCUUGUGAUACACUUCAGAAUUGGUUCUAUGAUGAAACUUCAAGAAGCUGCUGUUACCAGUGUCCCUCAGGCUAUGUUAAGAAGAAAGCAUGUCCUAGGGACCCAGGUGAAGACUGCAUAAGGUGUGGACCUGAACAAUAUGUGAAUGAAGCAUUCCAAAAGCCAAGAUGUGAUGCUUGUGUAUCAUGCACAAAAGAGUCUGACCUUGUGGAGAAGGAGCCCUGCUCCUUCAAUUCUAGCCGUGUAUGUGAGUGCCGACCAGGCCUGUUCUGCCAGACCCCUGUUCUGAACACCUGCAUACGAUGCCAGCAGCACACUGUCUGCAAGCCUGGUUUUGGAGUCAAAGUCAGAGGCACCUCAACAAAUGAUGUUACUUGUGAAGAGUGCCCUUCUGGGACCUUCUCUGAUCAAAAUUCCAGCACUGACAUCUGCAAGCCCCACACUGACUGUGCCAAAUUAAACAAAGUCGUGUUAAGCAAAGGAAAUGCAACACAUGACCAGGUUUGCCUGGACCAGUUGCCCACCUACCUUAUCCCAAACACUUUGUCCAUGAGGUUCAACAAUGAAACAAGUAACUCUGACCUAAGGAGGUUUGAAGAGAACCUAGUGACCAUUACUGGUAUCCUUGUAAGUGCCACAAUGACUGAAAACCCCAGUACAACUGCUGAGGAGAAAGCUUGGGCUGGCACCUUUCCCACCUCAGUCAAGGGGGAGACAACAAUGGAAGGUCUAGUUCUCUGGGGAGUGGUUCUCUCUGUGAUUGUGCUACUUGUGGGCAUGCUGUCAUUUUGGAAAUUGAAAGUUUGCAAGAAGCAGAUCUUCAUCCUCAAAGGAAAGCGUCAUGAUCUAAUGAACAAAUGUACACAGAUCAUACUGGCUACUGACAGUGGUCCAGAAGAGAAGGAAUUAAUUGACAGAACUCUCCCUUUGGAAACCAACAAUAACUUGGUCUCCAGGACAGAAAAUGCACAUAGUCCUCCUCUGAGUCUGACUGAUGUGACACUGAGCAAUGGAAAUGCCCCAGAUUGCCCCAUUGAUUCUCGAGUGAGAGACCACACGAAUAAUCGAAUUGAAAAAAUAUACAUCAUGAAGGCUGACACUGUUAUUGUGGGGUCCAUUUCAGAAGUGCCUAGUGGCAAGAACUGUACUGCUAGAGAAUGUGAAAGUAAUGUUGAUGCUGAGGAAAACACGGAAGAGGAACUAGCAAUGCACUAUCCAGAGCAGGAAACGGAGUCUUUUCCAUGGAAUGAUGUAAUGGUUCCUGUGGAAGAGGAGGGAAAGGAAUUUCAUCACCCCACCACUGCCACUGAAAAGUGA
Molecule: messenger RNA, 1410 nt
Organism: Nestor notabilis (Kea)
Lineage: Eukaryota; Metazoa; Chordata; Aves; Psittaciformes; Psittacidae
Gene: TNFRSF8
Product: tumor necrosis factor receptor superfamily, member 8
Exons: 10
Coding region: 1-1410 (469 amino acids)
Molecular function (GO): protein binding
Source: RefSeq, a predicted model, not a curated record